GGUGUGCCUUCCCUUGCACAUCUGGUUAAUUCUGUGUGCUGCUUUGCUUUGUUUUCCCUAAGUCAGCUGAAUAUUGAUAGGGCAAGUCAGGAGCCAGUUGAAUUUCAGAUUUCUUCCUGUGGGCCUUCCAUAGCUCUCCUAAUUCCUUCACACCCUGUGAAGUUUUUGCAGUAGCUAUUCCAAACUUCACUGCAUUUUCUCCUAUAAUCCUUCAUAGCAUUCAUCCUACACUCAGCAGACAACCAUAAUUCCUAUUUUCCUGAGGUGACACAACCUGUGGAGCAAGGCAGUUCUCAUCCUCUCUGUCUCAGGAAGGGGUAUGACUCCUAGCUAAGGCAAACUCCUCUUUGUCCCCUGGUUAUUCUCCUGCCCUCUAAAUGUAGAUCCUGCCAAAUUCUAUCUUAGGGCUUCUUUGAGCAGCUGUCACUUUGCGGGGGCCCAUUCAAACCCCUUUGCAGGUUGUUUAAAGGACUUUGAUGAUUCUUUAUGGAGGAGCAUACACCCUACUUGGUAUGCACUGCCAGGUGCUCGGGAUACAGAGAUGAAGAGUUCCCACUCACCAGAACUGCAGGUGCUGCAUUGUGUUAGAGAGCAUCAUAGCUUUUCCUGCAGUUUUCAGAAGUGUGUGGUCCAGAAUUGAGAGCACCGGGAAAGCCUAUCAUUCAGGUAUACUUUGCUAAUGUAUACAUGUAGUAUUAAAGUAUACUUUAUUUAUUUAGACAAGGGUAGAGAGCCAUGGCAUCAGCCUACCACAGAGCAACCUUAAACUCCUCGGCUCAAGCAAUCCUCCUUCAAGCUUUCAGGUAGCUGGGACUUUGUGUGCCCACCACAACGACCAGCUAAUUUUUGUGUAUGUAGUACUCAAGCUCAGGCUGGGUCUCCAAUUCCUGAGCUCAAUGGAUCCUCCCUCUUCAGCUUCCCAGAAUGCUAGAAUUACAGGCGUGAGCCGCCGCGCCCAGCCUACUUCUUUUUUUGGAAAAGCUUCCUAGUAUUUCUGUGUAUGAAUACGUGUAUUUAUUCAAGUCUAUGGAAGGAUAGUGAGUUUUCUUUAUCUUUUGCCAUUACAAAUAGUACUGCCACGUACGUCCCUGUACGUGUAUCUCUGUCUACAACUGCGAUAUUAGAUCGUAGCAGUGUCAAAGGCGUAGCAUAUUUUGCCAAACCACCCCCAGGUAGCUGAACCCAGUGUAUUUUAAAGCAGAUGUAGAAAACUCCGGCCGGGGCAGUCCCGGCCUCCGAGCAGCAGGCGGCGCUGCGAGCGCCUCUCCGGCGGGCGGCGGGGCCCGCGCUCCUUGACUUCCGGUGGCGGCGGCGGAGCUGACGCAGAGGCCGGUGGCCGGGGCGCAAUGCCGUACGCUAACCAGCCCACCGUGCGGAUCACAGAGCUCACUGACGAGAAUGUCAAGUUCAUCAUUGAGAAUACGGACCUGGCGGUGGCCAAUUCUAUUCGGAGGGUUUUCAUUGCUGAGGUGCCCAUAAUAGCCAUUGACUGGGUUCAAAUUGAUGCCAAUUCCUCAGUCCUUCAUGAUGAGUUCAUCGCUCACAGACUUGGAUUAAUCCCACUCAUCAGUGAUGACAUCGUGGACAAGCUACAGUACUCUCGGGAUUGCACGUGUGAGGAAUUCUGCCCUGAGUGCUCAGUGGAGUUCACCCUUGAUGUGAGAUGCAAUGAAGACCAGACUCGUCACGUCACAUCUCGAGACCUUGUCUCCAACCACCAUCGGGUCAUUCCGGUGACUUCUCGGAGCCGAGAUAAUGACCCCAAUGACUAUGUGGAACAGGAUGACAUCCUCAUUGUCAAGUUGAGAAAGGGCCAGGAGUUGAGACUUCGUGCCUAUGCCAAAAAAGGUUUUGGCAAAGAACAUGCCAAGUGGAACCCUACUGCAGGGGUGGCUUUUGAAUAUGAUCCAGACAAUGCUCUGAGGCACACAGUGUACCCCAAGCCCGAGGAAUGGCCAAAGAGUGAGUACUCCGAGCUGGAUGAGGAUGAGUCACAGGCUCCCUAUGACCCCAACGGCAAGCCAGAAAGGUUUUACUACAACGUGGAGUCCUGUGGCUCUCUGCGCCCUGAAACCAUCGUCCUCUCAGCCCUCUCUGGACUAAAGAAGAAACUGAGUGAUUUACAGACUCAAUUAAGCCAUGAGAUCCAGAGUGAUGUAUUAACCAUAAACUAGCUGCAGGUAGCGCGGGGCUUCAGAUCUCUCUCGGGACUUCUAGUUUCUGAGAUCUAGACUGCUAUUGCACAAGUUUCUUGGUAGGUCAUCAGUACCAGCUAGAAGGGGGUCACAGAUAGAUUACUAGGGAUGCCACUGCUACUCAGGCAGGACAGUUUUUUAUUUGCUGAUUGCCAACAGUGCUCCCCAGAACGCAGCCUGUCCUGUUUCCUAAUGUGCCUGUUGGGGCCAUGCUGCUUCCCUGUUGAGAGCCGCUGCACUGGAUUUCUCUCCUGGUCAUUCCAGCUCUUUACAUUAAACCCUUUCUGCCCAAAAGAAAUUUUCACAGUUGUACCUUAGGUUUCUCAUGUUAGGGCCAAGUAUGAGGACCCUUCUCAGCCUUUCCCCAAGGCCAGCCUGUUGGCACAAUUAGUUACCUAAUUUGAGAGGUAACUGAGAACAGCAUUAGACCCUGGGUAUGCUCCCCCACCCAAUAAACACAGCAUUCGUUCUCUACCCAGCAGUUAUGAACUCCUUCACUGCCAAUUAGUCUUCAUAGCCUGAUCAUUUAGUUGGGUGGGGGCAGGGCACCCUCCCCCGCCAUGUACUGUGUUUCCUUUCUCCAUAUGAAGGUUCUGGCCCUGACCCCUCAGCACUGUCUCCAGCUGGGAACAGACCCAAAGUAGUUAAUUAGGCAGCCUGGAGAAUACCAGAGAUCCAGUAGAGAAAGGAAGGGAUAUUUAUUAACAGUAGUUAUCUUUUUAAAUGUGUUUAUUUUUGGCAAUAAAGAGCACAACAUAAUCUC
Messenger RNA from Nycticebus coucang (slow loris), 2958 nucleotides. It is a transcript of the gene POLR2C, whose product is annotated as RNA polymerase II subunit C. Gene Ontology annotation, cellular component: RNA polymerase II, core complex. Gene Ontology annotation, biological process: DNA-templated transcription. Gene Ontology annotation, molecular function: DNA-directed RNA polymerase activity; DNA binding; protein dimerization activity. The transcript has 9 exons. The record is from RefSeq and is a predicted model, not a curated record. Bases 1347 to 2174 code for a protein of 275 amino acids. Lineage: Eukaryota; Metazoa; Chordata; Mammalia; Primates; Lorisidae.